Molecule: messenger RNA, 2101 nt
Organism: Pseudoliparis swirei
Lineage: Eukaryota; Metazoa; Chordata; Actinopteri; Perciformes; Liparidae
Product: sterol 26-hydroxylase, mitochondrial
Exons: 9
Coding region: 1-1554 (517 amino acids)
Biological process (GO): cellular response to peptide hormone stimulus; C21-steroid hormone biosynthetic process; glucocorticoid biosynthetic process
Cellular component (GO): mitochondrial inner membrane
Molecular function (GO): iron ion binding; oxidoreductase activity, acting on paired donors, with incorporation or reduction of molecular oxygen; heme binding
Source: RefSeq, a predicted model, not a curated record
AUGGGCUCCUCCGCGGCUGCAGCCCGAGCUCUGCGGCUCUCCGCGCGCUGCUGCCGGGCACCAGCGGCCCCACACCGGGUCUACGAUGUCCGGAGGAACCUGAACGUCCCGGCGGCCAGCGAGGCCGCGAAGCUGAAGAGCAUCGCCGACCUGCCGGGCCCGAGCGCCGCCACCACCCUGUACUGGCUGUUCCUCCGAGGGUACGCGGACAAGAGCCACCUGCUGCAGGAUGUGCAGCGGAAGCUCUACGGACCCAUCUGGCGCUCCCGGUUCGGUCCGUUCGACAUCGUGAACGUGGCGUCUCCGGAGCUCGUGGCCCAGGUGAUCCGGCAGGAGGGCCGCUACCCGAGCCGCGCCGAGCUGCCUCACUGGAAGGAGUACCGGGACCUGAGGGGCCAGGCCUACGGGCUGCAUGUGGCCUCGGGGCCCGAGUGGCUCCGGCUGCGCUGCGCCCUGAACCCCCGGCUGCUGAAGCUGCGGGAGGUGCUGGCCUUCGCGCCCGUCCUCCAGCAGGUGGUCGGGGAUCUGCUGCGGCGCGUGGAGCUGCUGCGGAGCCGCAGCCGGGACCACGCCACCGUCCCCGACGUGGCGGCCGAGCUCUACAAGUUUGGCUUUGAAGGUAUCUCCUCCAUCCUGUUCGAGAGCCGGCUCGGCUGCCUGCGGGACGCCAUCCCCCCCGACACGCUGCGCUUCAUCGGCGCCGUGGACCGGAUGCUCACGCUGUCCGAGACCGUGGUGCUCCUCCCCCGCUGGAGCCGCGGCGUCCUCCCCUUCUGGCGCCGCUUCGUCGCGGCCUGGGACGACCUCUAUGACGUAGCCCGGACCCUCAUCGACCGGAGGACCGCUGAGAUCCACGCCCAGGUGUCCAGCGGCGAGCCGGCGGAGGGGAUGUUCCUGACCUACCUGCUGGCCUCUGAUAGGCUGAGCAGAGCCGAGGUCUACAUCACCGUCACCGAGCUGCUGCUGGGGGGCGUCGACACGACCUCCAACACCCUGACCUGGGCCCUGUACCACCUGGCGCGGGACGGCCGGGCUCAGGAGCGCCUGCACCGGGAGGUGAGCGCCGUGUGCCCCGGCAGACGGGAGCCGACCCCGGAGGAGCUGAGCAGCAUGCCGUACCUGAAGGCCGUCGUCAAGGAGACGCUCCGUCUUUAUCCCGUGGUGCCCGGAAACGGACGCUUCAUCCCCGAUGACGAGGUGGUCGUGGGCGACUACUGGUUCCCGAAGCGGACCCAGUUCCACCUGUGUCACUACGCCACCUGUCACGACGAGCAGCAGUUCGUGGACGCCGAGCUCUUCGUCCCCGAGCGCUGGCUGCGAGGCGCCGCCGGCGCCUACCGCCACCACCCGUACAGCUUCAUCCCCUUCGGCAUGGGCGUGCGCGGCUGCGUGGGCAAGAGGGUGGCGGAGAUGGAGAUGUUCUUCGCUCUGUCCCGGCUCAUGCAGCACUACGAGGUCCAGCCCGAGGCCGGCGCUCCGGUCGUGGAGCCCAAGACUCGAACCCUGCUCGUCCCCUCGAGGCCCAUCAACCUGCGCUUCCUGCCUCGAGCCUGAGGGGGCGCCACCGAGGCCCGGCGGCUCGGAGGCGUCCGCCGUUACCGUUUAAAUUCAAACGCAGGUCCAACUGAAGGCGGUGCGUUCAGGGGCCGAGCGACACGGUACUCGAGGAGCACGAUGACCUCACGGGGGUCCACUUGACCUGAGAAGAACGAGGUCGACUUGCUGCAAUCCGAUUGGUGCAGAAGUGACAUGAAGGGAGUCUAACUCAGUGAACUAACUCACCAUAAUGACUAACAUGGAGCUCCUGAAGGGAGUUUGUAAUGAAUCUAUUUUAACACAUUCUGUGAAGCGUACUUCACCACACAAUGUUUGUUUUCAAGUUGUCGAAGGUGAGAGGAUGAGAGGAAACAAGGGAAGGAAAGGAGGAUUAUGAAACGAUGAAGUGAAGAAGUUCUUUUCUGUGUUUGAAUAACUCACAUUUGUCUUUGAUUGAACAGUUUAUAUUUAAGAGGAUGAGUGGUGGAGAUCUUCCUCUCUGCUGGAUUGAGUAUGUGUUGUUGUUGGUGUUUAUCGCUUCCUUUAAAUAAAGUUUUGGUCUGUU